Anastrepha obliqua is the source of this 7310-nucleotide messenger RNA. RefSeq names its product bifunctional heparan sulfate N-deacetylase/N-sulfotransferase (gene sfl). The record is from RefSeq and is a predicted model, not a curated record. Gene Ontology annotation, molecular function: deacetylase activity; heparan sulfate N-sulfotransferase activity. The transcript is spliced from 8 exons. The coding region runs from base 1713 to 5786 and encodes 1357 amino acids. Gene Ontology annotation, cellular component: Golgi apparatus. NCBI's taxonomy places the organism in Eukaryota, Metazoa, Arthropoda, Insecta, Diptera, Tephritidae.
AUGUUAAGUGAGAUAAUUCAUAAAUAAAAAAACUAAUUCAAGUUAUCUAAAACCGUGAAAAUUCUGAAAAUAAAAAUUAGUUAUCCCCUUGAUGUUAAAUGAGAUAAACAAUAAUAAAAAAAAAAUUUAACGCCUUGCAAACCUCGAAAGCGCUUUUUCACAAUAAACCCGCCGAUUCCGAAAAUGACUGAAAUAGCGUUCAGUAAUUGCAGCAGCUAUAAAAAAUAAGGGUAAAUGGUUUUAAGUGCGCCAAAGAAGUGUAAAAUAAAAACGCCAAAGGAUACAGCGCAACAGCAGUUUAUGGUAUCAACCUUUGCCUACUUCCCAGCGAAUGUUAAGAGCUCCAUGUUUCGCAAGAUUUAUCAUUGAAAUUCAAUCAAUCGUCUCAAUUAUACCCACAUCAACAGUACAGAAGAUAACGAAUUGUCAAAGGCCCGAGAUAUGUACGUACACAUGUGGCGGCUUGGUCAGUAGUCAAUUGACAAGCUGCGCAUUCAGUUGAAGCGUAACGAGCCAACCGACAGCGUGAAACAGCUGGAAGGCGGAUUAGAGUGAGUGACGCGGUAGAUGAAAAUAAAAGAGAUAUGAAAUGUGAACCGCUUUUUGCAAACGGAGUUUGAAUGCAGAUCUACAUGUAGUAGAUAUGAAUGUAUGUAUGUGCACAUUUAUAAAUCCUAUGGGAUGCAGUGUGGCAAAAUACGAUAUUGGUGUAAACUGAAUAUUAAAAAAAAGAAAUUCAAACUGACAACGAACUACAGUAACAACAACAAUAAAUGUAUUGGCAAGUGUUAUAAAAAAUAUAUAUUUUUUCGCUCCAAAUGCAUCGGAUUUCGUAAAUGAUUAUGAAAUGAAACUUGACAGCUUGCAACAUGUGGACUUCCACGCAACGAAAUACAAUAAAUAAAGACACGAAAUGUGGCGGGCGACAAAAAAAUCAUCAGACGCUGGAAAAAAUUGCUAUUCAAAUGUACGAUUCGUGGCAAAGUGUAUCGAUGAUUUGACCAGGGCUGCUAGUGUACAAAAUGGCCAUAGCGCAUGCGCAAAGGCAAAGUGUUGAAUAUGUAAAAAUUUGGAAACAUAUCAAAUGGCGGCGAGACUUUAAUGACUAACAAAGUGAAGAAUUGUGAGAAAAACGAAGUAUAGUUAGUAAGUGGCAAAUUGGCGUAUUUCGUGGGAUAAAAGUGAAAAUUUUAAAUAUAUAUUUUUAAAAAUAAUUGUGUAUAAAUACGUUAAGUGUAAAUGUGUAAGCGUGUGCUUUAAAUGGAGUAUAUUCUCUAUGGACUUCUUUGCUUUGCGUCGCCCGUGCAAGUAAGGAACUGUAAUAAUUUCCAAGUGCCGAACUUAAUUUGAAUCAAAAUUUAAAACACUGUUGUGAUAAAUGAUCGAAAACAGAAAUAAAUCAAAGCACAGCUCAAAGUAAAGCAAAGCCAAGUGAAAGCCAAGUCAAAACGACUCAAGCUUUCGGUGCCAUAAGUAAUACUAAAAAUGAGGAUUAACCCUCAAAGUGACACUAUUUGGACGUUACGAAAUUGAAUAAGCUUCGAAACAUAUCUUACCGCUGGCAAUAUAAACAAACAGCAAAAAUCGCUAUACGCAAAUCAACAACGCCACCACCGACCAAAGGUUCCAAAACGAAAACUGUCAAAGCAAAAUUAAAGCAAGAGAUCACAUAAAACUUAUCAAGAAAUACACAACAACAAACACCUUACCAAAUGACAAUAUUAAAUCGUCUGAGUCGUAGACGAAACAUCAACAGUGAUAACGGUAACAACGACUUUGCCGACGCUGAAUUAUUGCUGAAAGCUACAACAAAAACCACCACCAACUCAGCGCAAACACGAGACUUGAAAGUAGCGAGCGGUGACACAAGGAGCAGCGCGCCAAGCGGUCGCAUAAAACGUUUGCGGCGACCAACAGCAGAAACGUCAACGCUCAACCAACAACAACCAGCAACCAAACCGCUGACAACUACAAUAACAGCAAAAAUGAAUGUAGAUGCUGCUGCAAUAAAGGAAAAUCCACGAGGGCAUACAAGUGCCGCUCGUAUGAAUAAGUUUGUGCCCGGGAAAUCGCUCAAAUAUGAGCGACUCAUAAAUCAACCGAAACACGUUGUAAUAUCAACAACAACAACACGAGCGACCACAAACACAAAAACAGCUGACGACGUAUCAUCCAAAGCGGCACUAAAUGCUAACGGUAAUGAGUGGCUGGCACAAGAGCAACAGCAGCAGCAGCCACAACAACACCGGCACUUGGAAGAUCAAGCACCAGCAACACCCUGGUAUGACCCUUCAUCGUUAGUACAAUCUGCAAUGCCUGCAUCCACCGCCACCACAUCACUAGACACGGAAAUACCGACCGUGACGGCUAUGGCGACGGAGACAGGGGCAACAGCGGUGAUGAAAAAUUGGCAAACCCAUUUGGAAGGCGCGGAAAUGCAUUUAUCACCAGCAGCCAUAGCCACGGCCACAGCCAUGGACGUUGUGAAUGCGAAUGCCAAUGCACAUGCCAAACGCGGUAGCCGUAGAGGACAUGCCAAUGGAAAUGGUGGCAAUGGCUGGAGUGGCAAUUAUCAACAGCAGCAUCCGCAUCCGCCAGCAAUAACGCAGCCAAACACACAGAGUCGUGGUAACAAUGGCACCGGCUUUGGCAACACGAGCGGUAAUGGCAACAGUUAUGACAGCAAUACGAGCAACAACAACAACGGCAGCAGCAGCGCUAGCUGCAACAGCAAUAACAACGACAAUGGUAAUAAUUUGAAAUAUUUUGGCAAUGUCGAUGCCAGUAAUGGCACAUUUGCGUCCGACACGGAUGCUUUGCUCAGCUCUGUGCUGCCAAGUGCCGAUACCAUAGCGUCCGCCUACCAUCAGCAGCAGCAAACCACCAGCAGGCAUAGCAACAGCAAUGCCAACUUGGCGCGGAAUAGCAAAGGUUUCUACUACACCUCAUUCACCAAUAGCGACAACGUCGAUGCUACAGCCACAAUGCAACCAAACUCCUCGUUGUAUCACGACGCAGCGAUGCCAUCGUUAGCGUAUUCUGCCUCCUCAGCUGCGUCGGGGUCGGGUUCUACGUACGGGUCAUCAUCCACCGCCAUUGCGUUGGCGUAUAAUUGUUGCAGUAAUUUAAUUGCCCGCUGCUGCUUCGGUAUGCCUCUGCUAAAGGCAAUCAAUGUGCGACGAUGUGUGUUGGCGUUGUUCGCCAUAACGGUCGUUACGAUUUUUUACUACACUCAUUAUGUCGAUACGGGCGUUUUUGUUGGUUUAAUUCAGCGUGACACCCGCCCUUCACCUCUUAUUAACUGUCGUAUGGUUAGCGGGAAGCACACGCGGGAAUCAUCAAGAGCGCCCGAUCAUCGUUCUGAGGCGCGACUGCGCAUCGAUCCGAAAGUGCUGGUAUUCGUGGAGACAACCUACUCAGGGCUUGGACGGGAUAUUGCUGAACUGUUGGUCUACAAUAGAAUAAAGUACAAAAUCGAAGUGGCUGGCAAAAGUCUUCCAGUUUUAACGAAUCUCGACAAAGGUCGCUAUGGCGUCAUCGUUUUCGAAAAUCUAGACAAGUAUUUGAAUAUGGACAAAUGGAAUCGUGAGCUGUUGGAUAAAUACUGUCGUGAAUACUCAGUAGGCAUAGUGGGUUUUGUUAGUCCGAGCGAAGAGACUUUGGUUGCGGCACAACUGCGCGGGUUCCCACUCUUCGUUCAUACAAAUUUGCGUUUACGUGACGCGAGUCUCAAUCCAGCUUCGCCAGUAUUGCGGUUGACACGAGCCGGCGAAACAGCUUGGGGCGUUUUGCCCGGAGACGACUGGGCUGUUUUUCAGCAUAAUCACUCCACCUAUGAACCAGUUGAGUGGGCUCAACGCAACACACAAGACUACCCCUCGGACAGUGGUGGACAAGUGCAAUUACCGCUAACAACUGUGUUGCAAGAUCACGGCCACUUCGAUGGUAUUCAGCGAGUUAUAUUUGGCAGCAGUUUGCGCUUUUGGCUGCAUCGCUUACUGUUUUUGGAUGCCUUGUCUUAUCUGAGCCACGGUCAGUUGAGUUUGAGUCUGGAUCGUAUGAUAUUAGUGGAUAUUGAUGAUAUUUUUGUUGGUGAAAGGGGCACACGACUGCGGCCGGAUGAUGUGCAGGCGCUGAUAGCCACACAACGAAUUAUAGCAGGAAUGGUGCCAGGUUUCCGCUUCAAUUUGGGUUUCUCAGGCAAAUACUAUCAUCAUGGCACACGAGAAGAGAAUUUGGGUGAUGAUUAUUUGUUGCGCAAUGUGCAAGAGUUCAACUGGUUCUCACACAUGUGGAAGCACCAGCAGCCGCAUCUGUAUGAUAAUCUGACAUUGCUAAUGUCAGAGAUGCAACUGAAUUAUGCGUUUGCGAAGGAACACAACAUUCCCACUGACUCUGGUUACUCCAUAUCGCCGCACCAUUCAGGUGUUUACCCAGCGCAUGAGAUACUCUAUGUAGCCUGGAAAAAAAUAUGGGAUGUAAAGGUCACCUCCACCGAGGAGUAUCCACAUUUGCGACCUGCUCGAUUGCGACGAGGCUUUAUACAUCGCAACAUCAUGGUGUUGCCACGACAGACGUGCGGCCUUUUCACGCACACCAUGUAUAUCGAUCGCUAUCCCGGCGGCCGCGAUAAGCUCGAUGAAUCGAUACAAGGUGGUGAACUCUUUCAGACAUUAGUUUAUAAUCCUAUCAAUAUCUUCAUGACGCAUAUGUCGAACUAUGGCUCAGAUCGGCUGGCAUUGUAUACGUUUCAAUCGGUGAUAAAGUUUCUGCAGUGUUGGACUAAUUUGAAAUUGGGCUCGGCGCCGCCUAUUCAACUAGCAGAAAUGUAUUUUCGUCUUCAUCCCGAAGAGGUUGAUCCCAUUUGGGGCAAUCCAUGUGAUGAUCCACGCCAUAAGAAAAUCUGGUCGAAAACAAAAAACUGUGAAUCGCUACCAAAAUUUCUAGUGAUUGGUCCACAGAAGACGGGCACCACUGCCCUCUAUACAUUCCUCUCCAUGCACUCAAGCAUCACAAGUAACAUACCAAGCCCCGAUACCUACGAAGAAAUACAAUUCUUCAACGGCAAUAAUUACUAUCGUGGUUUGGAUUGGUACAUGGAUUUCUUCCCGACCGAGCCAAAUACCACCGCGACUACCACACCUCACUACAUGUUCGAGAAAAGUGCUACUUAUUUCGAUGGUGAGGCGGUACCGAAACGUGCACAUGCGCUCCUGCCACAUGCGAAAAUCGUAUCGAUCCUCAUCUCGCCGGCGAAACGUGCUUACUCUUGGUACCAACAUCAACGAGCGCAUGGUGAUGCGAUUGCGAAUAACUACAGCUUCUAUCAGGUAAUCACAGCAGGCGAUUCGGCACCCAAAGCUCUAAAGGAUUUGCGCAAUCGUUGCUUAAAUCCCGGCAAAUAUGCUCAACAUCUGGAACAUUGGCUAGCCUACUAUCCCGCCCAGCAAUUGCAUAUCAUCGAUGGUGAACAGUUGCGUCUCAAUCCAGUGGAUGUGAUGAACGAUUUGCAACGUUUCCUUAAAAUCCAACCGACAUUCGAUUAUUCGAAUCAUUUGCGUUUCGAUGUGAAGAAGGGAUUUUUCUGUCAAGUGGUGAGCGAGAAGCGCAAUAAGUGUUUGGGCAAAUCUAAGGGGCGUCAAUAUCCAUCGAUGGACGAACGUAGCGCCAAGUUACUGCAACGCUAUUAUCUAAGCCACAAUACAGCGCUGGUGAAAUUGCUCAAGAAGCUGGGUUCUCGACCCAUACCACAAUGGCUGAAAGAUGACCUCUCAACGGGCACGUGAUAGUUAAUGCGUUUCCGACGACAGCACAAUAAAUUGCGAAAACAAUUCGAAUUGGUAUACAUACGACUCAAACAACAAACUGAUAUGGAAAACGAGGCGAUAUAUGAGGAUGAAACGCCUAAAAGUGUACAAUAUAGACAUCACAGGCGAAACAGCUGGACGCGAUUUAAGCGAAAUUUAUAAAAAGCAACGAUGCGACGAUGCGGUGAAAGCAGGUAAAAGCCGUAAAUAAAAAUUGGCAUUCAUAGAUAAUUGACAAAUUAACAGUUACGGAUAGUUGUGCAUGAACAACAGGCAACUAAGAGAAUUGGACAAAAUUAGAUCGAAGGCAUGAGAGGACGCGGUUAGAGUCAAUAUUUAGUUGAUAAUAAGCAAUAAACACAAAAAAAGCAAAAAAAAAAUAUGUUAAAUGUAUGUAAGUUUGUAUACGAGUAAACGAGGUUAAUUUAGUUUUAUUUAAUAAAUAGUCAUAUGAAUGUAUGCUAAGAGAAGCCGAGGCAGUCAAAAAAUAGCCGCGUACUGCAUUUUAUGUAAUUAGAAUAGUAUUUACGCUUAUAUGUAUGUAGUUGUGUGUGCACACAUUUGAAUAUGGCUAUGUAAAAAUAUGAAUAUGUAAAUACUGCAAAAUAUUGUCUAAUUGAGGUCAUGUGCAUAGUGUAUAAAUAUAUAUAAAUAUGAAUAUGGAUAGGCUAAUUAGGUGCAUACAAAUAAUAUAACCUACAAAUGUAAAAGUUAGUACAUAUCUUAUGGAUAGUGAUUGUUGUAAUUGUUGUAAUUGUAUAUUCAACUGUAACUGUAAUCAGCAACUUUAAUUUUGGGCCUAAUUAUGUAAAUAGGUGGGAAACGAACCACAUAGCAGACUGGAAAAAAGUACACUACCGUUGCAAGCAAAAGUAGGAUUUCGCAGCUGUUCCUGAACUCGGUAGUUACUGAGCUCGAAUAGAAAUUUUUUUUUAUCAGAUUUGAAUUAUAGAAACUAGUAUUGUAGGUAUAUUAUAUACAUUGAGCUGAAAAAAGCAUUAACAUGGGUCCGCAGGCACACUGAAGGACUUAAGCUUACAUACCACAGCGUAUUUUAUUAUUUCCCAGAAGGUUUAUAAGCGGCCGCCGUAGCCGAAUGGGUUGGUGCGUGACUAUCAUUCGGAAGUCAGAGAGAACGUAGGUUCGAAUCUCGGUGGAGAAUCAAAAUAAAGAAAAAGUUUUUUCUAAUAGCGGUCGCCCCGCGGCAGCCAAUGGCAAACCCCCGAGUGUAUUUCUGCCAUGAAAAAGCUCGUCAUUAAAAAUAUCUGCCGUUCGAAGUCGGCUUGAAACUGUAGGUCCCUCCAUUUGUGGAACAACAUCAAGACGCACACAACAAAUACCCCUACAAAUCAAACACCAAAGGUGUGAUAUCACACAGUUUUGGUGGCCACUCCACUCGUUCGAGAUGAGAGACAAAUUGCUCACCGAAACGACGACGCAGUAAAUCCAUUGUUUCACGAGCUGUAUGACAAAUAGCGCCGUCAUAGUGGAACCAAAUGUUCA